Erpetoichthys calabaricus (reedfish) is the source of this 2931-nucleotide messenger RNA. RefSeq names its product transmembrane channel-like 4 (gene tmc4). Gene Ontology annotation, cellular component: plasma membrane. Lineage: Eukaryota; Metazoa; Chordata; Cladistia; Polypteriformes; Polypteridae. Gene Ontology annotation, molecular function: mechanosensitive monoatomic ion channel activity. The transcript is spliced from 17 exons. The record is from RefSeq and is a predicted model, not a curated record. Bases 607 to 2550 code for a protein of 647 amino acids.
UGGUGGAGUUCCCAAGCAGCCAAAUUAAAAACUUAAGCACUUCCUGUUGAGUUAGUACAAAACAACCGAGUCCAGUGACAUGACAGAGCAGUGGAGAUCCUGAGGCUCCACAAGCAUCCUGCUUCGUCUAGCACACACUGUAUAACAGCUCUUGUGGUGUGACAGAAGUCAGGGUGGCAGUGAGGACAGGAGGGUGCGGAGCAAAGCCAGCACGUCCAUCCAGAAUCACCUAGUCAGAAAGAGACAAGCUGGUGAUAUGUGACCUAACAUACAGCUGAUAUAGACGUGAGAUGAAGAGACAGCCAAUGGACCGAGUGGAACCUCCAACAGGCGGCCAGCCUAGAGCAGAGAGGUAUGUCAUGGCCAACACAACGAUGAACAUGAAACCAAGAUAGAGGCUGAUCCGCUGGUUCCUGCAACAAUUCCAUCUCAUUUUUAAUUGGCAGUUGGUCAAGAAAAACCCAAGAAGCUAUCAAAACCAGCAGUCAGCCUUAUGUCCCUGACAAAGAAAGUGCCUCAUCUGGAAGAAAAUCCAAACUUUCUGGGAAUGAGAUAAUAGUGGUGACUCCUCGGUUAUCUGAAGAGAUAUUAUCCCUUUUUAAAAAAAUGCAAGAAAGUGGACAAAGCCCAGAAAAUGUAACUAUAAGAGAGAUGCCCCUCACCAUGGCUCAGAAACGGGAAAUCAGGCAGGUCCGAAAAUUUUACAUUCCUAUCGUUACAAAAUGGCAGUCAUGGAAGCUUAAGAAGAUGAGAAGUUUAAAACAAUUACAAGAACACCUGGAAGAUUUGACCGCCUACUUGGACCUAUGGACGCAAGCUUUCCACAGAAUUGGGGCUAAUUUUGGAAAUGGUAUUGAGUCUUACUUCAGAUUUCUGCGUUUCCUGGUAUUUCUUAACUUGAUGUCCUUCUUCCUGAUUGGGUGUUUUGUGCUGAUUCCCAACGUCACAAUUAGGAGCCUAAAACUAACAACCACAAGCAACAGCUCCGUUAAAAAUGAUACCGAGUGCACAUAUUACAACCCCACUCCAACUGGUCUUGUCAACUUCUUCAACUAUGUGCUUGAUAUUUUGUCGGGAACGGGUAUGCUGGAAUUUUCCUACCUUUUCUAUGGGUUCUAUGAAAGUGGAGAAGUCGAUUUGGUAAAGAAGAUCUCCUACAACAUCCCAGUCUCCUACCUUGUCACAUGCUUGUGUUACAUGUUGUUCUGCAUCAUCUGGAUUGUACUGAGGUCUGGUUCUGGUUUCAAAGCUCUAGUGCUAAUCGAAGGUGAAUCUCUGACACAUUAUGGCAGUUUGGUGUUCUCAGCUUGGGAUUUUCGACUAAAAAGUGAAAAAUUUAUAAAGCUGAAGCAGAAAACAAUUCGUUACGAGUUCCAAAUGGAGCUAGAAGAAGCUGAAGCUCACAGAGCUGCGCUACACCGCACCAUGUCUGAUAAUGCUCGUCUAUACGGCUACCGGGUGGCCCUGAACCUUGUGGUAAUAGCCUGUAUCACUGGCGCCUUCUAUUGUAUUUACUUGGCUACUCAGGAGUCGCAGAGGUUGCAGAGCGAGCAUGACUUUCUGACCAAGACCAGCUUCCUCCUGGGACUGCUAAUUGAAUACCUUCCCUCUGUUGUCAUCACUGCAGCCAACUUUAUUGUCCCGAUGAUCUGUGAUUUCGUCAUGCGAUUUGAGGCCUACACCCUAUCAAUGCAGAUUAAAGUUAUUCUCUUCAGGGCAGUGUUCUUGAGGUUUGCUAGCCUUGGAGUUCUACUCUUUUCACUUUGGGCUCAGAUCACUUGUGGUGGCGAUGUCACUGCCACAGACUGUAAGGCUUGUGAAUAUAACUAUGGCCAGUAUCAGUGCUGGGAGACCCGAAUCGGGCAAGAGAUGUACAAGCUGAUGAUUUUUGACUUACUGACCAUUACACUUGUUACUCUACUUGUCGAAUUUCCUCGUAGGAUGCUCGUUGACUUUUGUUCUUGGAAGCUUGUCAAACUUUGGGGCUAUCAGCAAUUUCUGGUCCCUCAGAAUAUUCUUCAGUUGAUUUAUGGUCAAACUGUGGUCUGGAUAGGGGUGUUCUUCUGUCCCCUCCUGCCUCUCCUGAACACAAUCAAAUUCAUUCUGAUCUUCUACUGCAAGAAGCUGACACUGUUUCGUAACUGUCGUCCAGCAGAGAAAACAUUUCGGUCUGCCCGCUCAAACUUCUUUUUUCGGAUUAUUUUGCUUAUUGGACUUUUUGUGUCCUGUGUUCCACUAGGAUACAGCGUGGCUAAGAUUCAACCCUCUAAAGGCUGUGGACCAUUCCGCUCACUAUCAAGGAUUUGGGAUGUUAUUCCAAAUUCAGUUGCAGAACUGCCAAUCACAACACAACAAUUUCUGUACUUCCUUGGAUCUCAGGCUUUUGCUGUGCCAUUGUUCCUGCUUUGCUGCGUUGUACUCUCUUACAUAUUGGCACUGUCAGCAGUUUAUAAAGACAGCAUCACUCAGCUUCGGGCUAAGCUUAAAGGGGAGGGGCGUGAAAAAAAGUUCCUGCUGAUGGAGAUUACAGACGUGUCCAAAGGCCACUAGAAAGCCUGCAGUUGGAUGUUAGAAUGAGCAACACUUCAAGUCGAAUCAAGCAAAACAGUGCUACAGCAAGAAAUGGUUUUUCAUAACUGAAUAGCAAAAAAAAGAAGUUAUUUAUUUUUAUAUUAAACACAGCCUUUAAUUGGUGUCUACUCUAUUUCACAGAUUAACAGAAAUUAAAAUAAGGACUGCAAUUUAAUAAUGAUAGUUAAAUAUUGCUGUAACCAUCACAUCUGUGUUACUAUGAAACAAACUAUACGUUUGUGAUGUAAGCACAUUGAAUUAUCAAAAGCCUAUAGCUUAUAUUUUACUACAGUAUCAAUAAAGAAAACAUCUGUAUAUUAAGAAUACUUAUUAAACAUAAUCUGCAUUUUUUAUAAUGAA